Messenger RNA from Folsomia candida, 3429 nucleotides. RefSeq lists its product as uncharacterized. Gene Ontology annotation, cellular component: nucleus. The transcript is spliced from 6 exons. Bases 172 to 2667 code for a protein of 831 amino acids. Gene Ontology annotation, biological process: negative regulation of gene expression; heterochromatin organization. Lineage: Eukaryota; Metazoa; Arthropoda; Collembola; Entomobryomorpha; Isotomidae. Gene Ontology annotation, molecular function: protein binding; zinc ion binding; histone H3K9 methyltransferase activity. The record is from RefSeq and is a predicted model, not a curated record.
AGUUGCCUGCAGAAAGGAGUACGAGGCACCAGAGGUUCGUCCGUCCGUACUCCCGCUUAUCUCACUUAUUGCUUAGACAAUUAUAAAUAGUGUACUUAUUAAGGCAUCUCUACAACGCUCUGACUGACCCAGGGCCAAGCAAGGAAGGACGACCCACCAUCAUUGGAGACCAUGUCGAGAUCCAAGGACCUCUUCACCAAGUACGACCUGCCGACAAAGACCUGCGUCCAUGCCCUCUGCGAUGGCGAGAUUUGUAUUCUUAAUCCCAUCCACAUGAGGGACGUUCUCGAGUGGAAGUACGUGUCUUGUCUCCAUGUCCCGAUGAUGGGAGGAUUCAAGAGGUUGAAGGGGACGAGGAAGGUGACGAAGGGGAAACCUCAACGGCUAGCGAUUUACUAUAUGAAGCGUGUUAAAAAAGGGAAACAUGUGAAAUUGUGGAGUGGCGAAGAAGUAUUUGACUUCAUACAAGCACAUAACAUCACAUUAACCGUGGAUUUAUUUACAUUUAACCCCAAGAUAAACUGCGAACUUACUAUGGAAAAAAAUAUCUGGUGGCGAAAGUGUAUGGUCGAGGAUGUAUCAAAUGGACAGGAAGUCCUUCAAAUACCUGCUGUUAACUUAGUGGAUGAUGAAGUUCCAGUAAUUGAUGAGUACCUACUGACCAGUGUGUUUUCUAAUGAUCGGGCAUGUACUAAACGAACGCAUGUAUGUUGUGACUGUGAAGACAAUUGUAAGGACAAGUUGAAGUGUGCAUGUUUUCUCGAGACUUUAAAAUGUUACAAUCCAGAAGAGAGAAAGAUACUAAAGAAGGAUGAAAACAUUGGAUAUGACUACAAAAGACUGCCAUUCGUUAGACAGAACUUGUCUGGAAUAUACGAAUGCAAUUCAAAGUGUCAUUGUAACGAACAAUGCUUAAAUCGAGUCGUCCAGUUCCCUACGAAAUGGAAGCUUCAGUUGUUCAAGGAUGAGGAAAUCAAGGAAAAGGGAUGGGGGGUUCGCACCUUGAACGACAUCCCGUCAGGUUCAUUCGUCGGCGUGUAUACGGGCACGAUGUCGCAGGAGAGCCAAGCUAAUCUGAAAUGCAGCUCCGCCGAGUGGUUAACAGCUGGAAAGUGGAAGUAUAUCGUGAAUCUGCAAGUAAUGCAGAAUGCGAUGAAAGAAACUGUCAAAAUCAAGCCGAGAAUUGAACCCAAAAACAGAACAACGAAACAACUUGCCGUGAAGUCUGUCCCGCUAAUCCCUCAAAUCUCGUUUGGUUAUCUUGAUCUCAACAAAGUCUUCUCAGUUUCGCCAGAUGUUCUGGGAAAGUACAACAUCUCCCAGCCAAAACUUAACGUUGAAAUGGCGAAAUCGCUAUCCAUUAACGUCACCAAACGAAAUAUGAUACUGGAAUUCUUGGAAGCGAAGAGAAAGGAACAAAUGCUAACAACAGGCCAAACCCCGGCUAACCAAGAGAUUAAGAAGAAUAGUAACAACCUUACUAAAAAGACUAAACAAUUCUUAACUUAUACUUCAACCGCAGAAAAUUCUACGUACAAAAUACCAGAAAAUCUUCGUUUUAAUUUAGUAUUGCAUAAAAGAAAAAUACUCGUAGCCAAGAAGAAAGGACAAUCAUCUGCGCCUUCAUCUGCAACUUCCACUGCCUCGCUAACCAUGCCACUGCCGAAGAAUGGUGAAAUCGUUCCUGAUACAUAUCUCCCUGUUGUUCAGCUCUCCAAUAUUUUGACGGAAAUAAAAAAAUUCAAAGUUGACCCAUUCAUCGAUGACAACGAUGAAAAUAAGCCGACCAAAGAAGGGGUAAAGGAAAUCAAGCUUCAGGUCGUCCAGGCGAAGACAGAGGAAAUAGUGGACAAAGCGAAAAAAGUUCUAAAACCAAUGCGAGGUCGUCGAAAGACGUCCAAACCUGCAGUGAAGUCUCAACAAACCGUAGCAGCGACACCUGAACAACACUCGAGCAGAAGCAAACGGACUUUACCACCACCGUCAUCCCCCUCAUCUGCUGUUGCCAGUGGGUCUAAAACAGCCAGCACGAACAAUACCGCCAAGAUCCCACGACUUGAACUGUCGCCAAAUAAAGGGCAAGCAUCGAGGAUGGCUAGGAAUGAUGCAUUUUCGCCUCCACCACCACAGGUUGCUCAACGAACAAAAGUUAUUGCUGUUCCUGCUAGUCGUGUAUCACCGCCACGGAAUAAAUUGCCAGUAUCUCCCAUCAAGAAUCUGGCAAUGUCGCCUCACAAGAGUUUACAAGGGUCGCCUUUAAAGAAAGCUGCGUUAAAGGUGAAAGGAAAGUAUGCUCUCCGACAGGCAACCGAAAACAAAAACUACACGUUUAAGCAGUAUGACCACUUGCUGAGAGUGCAAAAACAUUCUAAAAUUCAGCCAAAAAUUAAGGUUUCGAAAGAUUUAUAUCUCAUCGAUGGGAGGAAGAAGGGUAAUAUUGGACGUUACUUGAACCAUUCGUGUGAUCCAAAUGUCUAUUGUCAAUACGUUUUUGUUGACACGCACGAUGUCCGCUUUCCCGUGGUGGCUUUUUUCGCAAUUAAAGAUAUCAAAGCUGGAACGGAACUGACCUGGUCGUAUAAUUAUGAUGACGACUGUGACAUGGGCAUUGAUCCACUAGAGUGCAAAUGUGGAGCCGAUAAUUGUAGAGGGAUUUUAAUAUGUUAACCAGACACUAAGAGUUUUUAUUAGUAUGAAAGUUUUGACUUGUUUGAUAUGAUGUAUUAAGUUCUUGCAUGGCAUGACUUAAAUUUCUAUGUAUAUAGAAUAUGGACACUGUCUUCGUAUAGUUUAAAUUUUAAUGUUGGACUGAAGGGGAUUACUCUACGAUUCUGAUGUCCUUUGAAUAUUGUGCAGUACUUGGUUGAUGAACGAAUUAGAACCAAUCUGUGGCCCGCCACACCCCCUCAAAGACACUGUUUUCACUUGUUCCCAAUUUCCAUUUUAUCGAUAUUUAGAAAUUUCCUGUCUUCAUAAUUCUAUAUAUUUGAAUAGUUGUUUUAUCGUCAUAUCGAUCUGUUAUCGAACUCAAUUUUUGAUCUUUCUAGUAUAUCAAUCAAGUAUAUUGUAAUCUUUUCUGAUGAUUUUCAAAAGAUUGUGCUUGAUUGAAGCCAAUUAUCAAGAUCAAGAAAAUACAAAAAUUAUCCAAAUUCACUCCAAAUUCACUCCAAAUUUAAUUUGUGCAAAGUUAGGAAUAAGUGAAAAGGGGUUUUAUUCGUAUCCUUGAGGGGACCAGGGAAUAAAACCCUCCUUCAGUUUCCCUACACUCGCUAAUACUACAACAUUUCCAAAGGCAUCAAAAUCAGAGAUUGCCACAAUUAUUAAAGUAAUGAAAAAAAGACUGUUUAGGUUUGACAAAUAAAUUAAAAUCGUUAGAAUCUUACAAUGAAAUAUAUAUCUCACUGAGCGACAAGAAUUAUUUGAAACUCA